GAUGAAUGUAAAGAUACAGACACCACCAACUGUCAAUCAUGUGGUAAUACUGUAUAUCCUAUAGAUCAGUUUUAUAGAGAGAACUGUAUGAGGUCAUGUGAUGUUUGUAUAGAUACAAACAUUGCUGUUGGAAAACCAACGGGGCAGAGUUCUAAAUUAGAUUUUAGAUCAUCUUCAAGUAAUGCUGUAGAUGGUAGUACUAAUAAUAACUGGAACAGUGGUCAAUGUACACGUACAAAGAGUAACAAUGGUAAUGAAUGGUGGUGUGUUGAUCUUCAACAGAUUUAUAAUAUAAACAUCAUUAAACUAUUUAAUAGAGAUGCCUUUAAAGACAGAUUACAGGGAUUUGAGAUUAAGACAAGUUCUAAUGGUCAGUGUAAUCAAACAGGAUUUACAUCAGCUACAUCAUGUUAUAAAGAUACACCACCAACAACACAAGAUGUUUAUACAAUAGAUAGAUGUAAUCAACCUAUAUCAACUAGUAUAUCUGCAAGAACAGUAUAUGUCACUGUUUCAAGUGAAGUAGUUACUUUAUGUGAAGUUCAGAUAUUUUCUGAUACAUCCACCAAUGUUGCUCUUGGUCAACAAUCAGUACAACAGAGUUCUACAAAAUAUGGUGGUGUCGCUUCUAGAGCUGUAGAUGGUAAUACUAAUAGUGAUUUGAAUAUUGGCCAAUCAUGUACUCAUACACCGGAAGGAGUGUCUGGUUGGUGGUGUGUUGAUUUACAACAGUUGUAUUAUUUCAACCAAAUUAAAAUAUAUAACAUACAAGACACGAGAUUUUGGGGGAGAUUACAAGGAUUUGAGAUAAAGACAAGUUCUAGUGGUCAGUGUAGUGGACAAGGACUUCAAUCAGCUACAUCAUGUUAUAAAGAUACAACAUCAACAAUACAGUCUGUUUAUAAUGUAACUGGAUGUAAUCAAGGUUCAUCUACAUCAUUUUCUGGUAGAACUGUCUAUGUGUCAAGCUUUAACGACUCCCUAGUAAUGUGUGAAGUUGAAAUAUUUGCAGAUCUAGCACAAUGUAAUACUGGAUACUACAGUACAUCACGUUCUACAUGUCAGCCAUGUAAUACCUGUUAUAAUAAUACAUGUGAUCCUACUACUGGUGUUUGUACUGGAGAUUGUAAAACUGGUUUUUAUGGUGCAAAAUGUCAACAGAAUUGUAAUGAUGGUUGUUUAAACAAUAAAUGUUUUAAAUCUGAUGGUAGAUGUAAUGACUGUAAACCUGAUACAGUUGGUCCAUACUGUAACCUUACAUGUGGUACAGAAUGUCAACCAAGAACAGACCAGACCAGUGUCACUUGUGAUAGAAAUGGUCGAUGUACUGAAUGUACUGUUGGAAGAUAUGGUGAUAGAUGUGAUACGAACUGUAAUACUGGUUGUACUGUUUGUGAUAGAGAUGAUGCCAACUCUUGUACUGAAUGUAAAGAUGGUAGAUGGGGAUCAUCAUGUAAUAAACUAUGUAAUACUAACUGUAAACCAGUAGUUUGUACAACUGUUGGUAAGUGUGAUCAGAUGACAGGGGAUUGUAUAAAUGGAUGUGUACCUGGUAAAAUAGGGUCCAACUGUACAACGGAUUGUGAAGCAGGUCUUUAUGGUGAUAACUGUACCAGUAAAUGUGGUAACUGUGCUGAUGAAACAUCAUGUGAUAUAAUUACUGGUAGUUGUGGUCUUGUUGGUUGUGCUGAUGGCUUUCAAGGUCCAACUUGUCAGGACCGUUUGUCUUGCUGCGCAUGUACAGCGGUAAGUCCUGUUGUAAGUGGUGUGAUUGGUGUUCUGGUUGGUGUUCUGUGUGGUAUACUUGGUACGAUAGCAGUCUUCCUGCCAUAUCAUACUUAUAAGAAAAGGCGUCAAUCGAAUAACCCAAAGGACGACACUGUUCCUGAUUAUGUUUACAGUAAUACAGAUUUAAACCCAACUAGUUCUACAACAGAUGAUACAUUAACCACUAGAUAUCAGAAUAUUCUCACUAAUACACGUGAUGUAGAAUAUGAAAACCAGUCGUUUAAUACAGAAGACAAUACGAGAAAUAUGUAUGACACAUUAGAUCUUACAUCAAAUGAUACGCCAAAUACGUAUACAUCUAUAGUGUCUGGCAAAAUCAAAUAGAUGUAAUAAUGUAUAUUGUAUAGAAACAAAAAAAUGAUAUAUAGCGAAACAUUUUAUUAAUGUUUCUUACGUUUAAAAUUCUUUGGAUUCGCAAUGACCUCCCUGGACGAUUUAGUCGUUACUAUCAUAGACAUAUGAGGUGUCUGAACCAUUCACCAGACGAGGUUAUCCGGUAAGGAAUUGGAAUAUCAAUUGUAUUGACACUCGAUCUCAACAACAACAACUCGAGUGCUAAAGUAUUUAUCAGUAGUGCAUCAAGUAGAUAAAAUUGUUUAGAUUUUUAUUAUUAAUAAUUCACUAUAAUUUAAUCAUAAGCCAGUGAUACAUUGGUUCAUACUUUUCAAUGAUGGUUCCGGUCUUAUAUAUCGGAAGGUCUUUUUUGAUAGUUGUAGGAUUCGUUUGAGGAAUUCAAAUAUCCAUUAUAACAAACAUUCAAUGUAUUUCUAUUAUAUUGUUACGUUAUAUAUAGUCAUAUUAUAUCUAGAGCCGACACGGUCACUCAGUGAGUAAGACGUUGGCUCGCUAAAUUGGAGCCCCCGUUUUGAUCCCGCUGUUGACCGAGAAAGUUCAUCGGGAUUGGUUCAUUGUGCAGAAACUGUCUCGCUUUAAAAUCAUGUCACCCACGCAUUCUCAUCAUUAGUUAGAUUAUGUGAGCUAUAACGAAAUCUGUUGAAAUAGCAUUACCUCCUCGGUAAUAGAAGCUGGGGUAAAAUAAAUAAGACUUUGGCAAUUGAUAUCCAAACGUUGAGGGCUACUAAAGUAAAAGACAGUUCAGAUAAUAUGAUUAACAUUGUCGCUACCCAAAUUCUUGAAAACAAUGCAAGCGCGCAGGACAAUCCUGACAUCAAAAGAAACUACAAAGGCAGCCACCUAAUCUGAAACGCCUUAACCAAAGCAAAAUUUAGUUCAUCUAUAGUGUAUCUAAAUGCCUCGAUGUUCGAUGCCAAAUAGUUCAUAUUAUUUUUAUAACUUCACUCUUAACGUCAAUAUGAACUGGGACACAAAGAACCUCAUGUAUGCCUUAACUUGUAAUGGGGGGGGGGGCACUUUUAUAUGGAUGAAACCGGCACACAUUGAACCUGGGCCCUUAUUUGUAAUUAGACACAUAUUAAAAUGUGGAAAAGACCUACAAAUAAAAUUGAAAGAUGUCCCGUUUCAUAAAAUGGAAGUCGGUCAAAUAACAAAAACAAAAAAAUACUUCCCUCGACUUAAUAUUGAAUAAGUAACAAUGGGCCAUUAAUUUGAUUUAUUUUCUUAAUCUAUUCCGAGAUUAUUUUCUACUCAUUGUUCCUAUUUUAUACCCAUAUACAACAAAUUAACACACUUGUAUACAAGUUUUCUGUUACCACAUACAGUUGUAACUAUAGACAAUUUAAACCACAAUGUUACUAUGUAAAUAUGUGUAAAUUAAAGUAUGGUGUCCAUCCCUACGCAUUGACAUCAUUUAUGAAUAUUUUUCUAUGACCAUUUGAGACAGAUUUUAGAAACGUGUAUCUAUUUUUUAUACUUUUUGUACUUUUGUAAUUAAAAAAAUAAUGUAAAACUAUUUACUAUGCAAUGAACUAUAACCUUGUCUUUUAAUGCUGUGUUAUGUCAAUACUUGUAUAUUUAUAGAUGAAUAGUUUGUUAACAUUAUGCUUUA
Molecule: messenger RNA, 3754 nt
Organism: Patella vulgata (common limpet)
Lineage: Eukaryota; Metazoa; Mollusca; Gastropoda; Patellidae
Exons: 9
Coding region: 88-2112 (674 amino acids)
Source: RefSeq, a predicted model, not a curated record